Molecule: messenger RNA, 933 nt
Organism: Lutra lutra (Eurasian river otter)
Lineage: Eukaryota; Metazoa; Chordata; Mammalia; Carnivora; Mustelidae
Gene: KHDC3L
Product: KH domain containing 3 like, subcortical maternal complex member
Exons: 3
Coding region: 1-933 (310 amino acids)
Cellular component (GO): apical cortex; protein-containing complex
Molecular function (GO): RNA binding
Source: RefSeq, a predicted model, not a curated record
AUGGCCACUCCCAGACGGUUUCCGACGCUCGUGCAGCUGGAGCAGCGAGAAGGGGCGCUGUUCACGGUGCUCGGUAACCUCACCAAGCGGCCCUACUGGUUCCACUUGGAGUAUCUGAAGAGUCCGAAGGCAGUUCGCCUCGAGGCGUGGCUGGUGGAAGCGAUCUUCGGCCGGGGAGGAGAGCACAUCCCGCACGUCGAGUGUGUGUCGCAGACCCUGCUUCACGUUAAUCAGUGGGACCCCGAGGGCGAGGCUGAGAUCUUGAUAUUUGGUCGGCCUUAUUACCAGAAAGAUGUAUCCAAGAUGAUCAUGAAUUUGGCUGACUAUCACCGCCAACUCCGGGCACAAAGCUCAGAGAAGGUCCCUGUCCAGGACGCAGCGACCCAGCGGUCCCCCGACGCUGCCCGAGAAGCAGCGACCCAGAGCUCCCCGAAGAUUGCCCAGGAGGAGGCGACGCAGCGGUCCCCCGACACCGCCCGCGAGGCGGCGACGCAGCGGUCCCCCAAGGCCGCCCGCGAGGCGGCGACGCAGCGGUCCCCCAAGGCCGCCCGCGAGGCGGCGACGCAGCGGUCCCCCGGCGCAGCCCGCGAGGCGGCGACGCAGCGGUCCCCCGGCGCAGCCCGCGAGGCGGCGACGCAGCGGUCCCCCGGCGCAGCCCGCGAGGCGGCGACGCAGCGGUCCCCCGGCGCAGCCCGCGAGGCGGCGACGCAGCGGUCCCCCGGCGCAGCCCGCGAGGCGGCGACGCAGCGGUCCCCCGGCGCAGCCCGCGAGGCGGCGACGCAGCGGUCCCCCGGCGCAGCCCGCGAGGCGGCCACCCAGCGGUCCCCCGGCGCAGCCCGCGAGGCGGCCACCCAGCGGUCCCCCGGCGCAGCCCGCGAGGCGGCCACCCAGCGGUCCCCGGACGCUACCCAGGGCCCGGUUACCAGCUCAUGA